Suillus subalutaceus is the source of this 906-nucleotide messenger RNA. RefSeq lists its product as uncharacterized. Bases 1 to 906 code for a protein of 301 amino acids. Gene Ontology annotation, biological process: developmental process. NCBI's taxonomy places the organism in Eukaryota, Fungi, Basidiomycota, Agaricomycetes, Boletales, Suillaceae. The transcript is spliced from 8 exons. The record is from RefSeq and is a predicted model, not a curated record.
AUGGACGCUCAGUCAAACAACUACCCGUACACAAUUGUGCGCAUCAAGCGCAAACGCACGGAUGAACCACUUGACGCGCUUGUUGUCGAGUCUCGGGUUCGCAGAAAGAAGUCGAAAGGUGGUCGCGAUGUUUUUCAGUUUAUUCAAACCGUCGAAGAGACCGUCUGGGAGGAUAAGCAACUGCAGGAGACGCUACAGAACCAAAUUUCGAAAUUAUCGCAAAACCACACUGAAAAUAACGCCCAACCCUCGGUACCUGCGGAUGUCACGAAUCUGUCUGAGGCCCAACGCCGUCGGCAAUUAGCUGAUGAAGGAAGACGCUACACAAUCGUUCCUACACGCGAAUCUGUUGAAAAUACCAAGUAUGCUACCAGUCCUCCAAAGGUCAUAUCUGCAAAAGAUGCUCGAUCUCAAAACGACUUCAGGAUGUACGAUGCCGUUCCAGCUGAUAAGAAGCCUACGUCUUCUGUCUUUGAUUCCGACAUGGAGAAAUUCUUACCCAUGCUUCAGAAUUACUUGCGCAGUCUUACAUGCUCAUGCCCAUGCCUUCCAGUGAAUGACGAGCCCUCGCAAGUUCUCUCCGCUGCUCCCCCAGCGGAGGACUAUGUUUGGGACGUGUUCUACAGGCGCCCUUGCACACUCAGCGAAUGGAAUUCAGUUGCUAAUAUCGGAAUGCUUGAAGGCCUUCCUCCCUCACUGGAUGAUCCCUACUCUAGUGACUCAGAGUCCGAGGAGGAAGAUAAUGCUGACGAAGACUCAAAUGCCGAGGAAUAUUACAAAAAUGACUAUCCAGAUGAGGAUGAUUCGGAUGAUAGUGAGGGGGGCGAUAUAUUUCAUGACAGCUCCGAAGCGGAAGACGAUCUUCGGUACGACGAUUUGAAUGAUGACGACAGCUAUUGGAGGUAA